Messenger RNA from Botrytis byssoidea, 627 nucleotides. RefSeq lists its product as uncharacterized. The coding region runs from base 1 to 627 and encodes 208 amino acids. The record is from RefSeq and is a predicted model, not a curated record. NCBI's taxonomy places the organism in Eukaryota, Fungi, Ascomycota, Leotiomycetes, Helotiales, Sclerotiniaceae. The transcript has a single exon.
AUGGCACCACCAUUCCCACCAGCACCAGCACCUGAGUCUAUGCUCUUCCGCCAUCGCCAACUAGCUCCAACAGCCAAUGUCCGAGUUUCUCCAAUCUGCCUUGGAGCCAUGAACUUUGGUGAUGCAGAUAAGGCUCGUUUGGGAGAGUGCAACAAGGAAACUUCUUUUGAGAUACUCGAUACUUUCAAAGGUCUAGGUGGUAAUUUCAUCGAUACCGCCAACGGAUAUCAAGCAGGGCAAUCUGAAACCUGGCUUGGAGAGUGGAUGAAGUCAAGGGACUGCAGAGAUGAAAUGGUUCUUGCCACCAAAUAUUCCUCCCCUUGUCAGAAGCAUCAUUCCGGGAAGAUCCAAUCGAACUUUGGAGGCAACGGAACUAAGUCUCUCAGACAUUCCGUUGAAACAUCACUCAAGAGACUCCAAACUGAUUACAUAGACCUUCUCUAUGUACAUUGGUGGGAUUAUGCAACCACCAUUCCAGAACUCAUGACUUCGCUCAAUGACCUCGUUUCUUCCGGCAAAGCCAAUUAUCUGGGCGUGUCCGACACUCCUGCCUGGGUCGUAGCGAAAGCAAAUCAAUAUGCUAGAGACCAUGGUCUUCGUCAAUUUGUCGUAUACCAAGGGCUCUAG